Messenger RNA from Leptosia nina, 390 nucleotides. The record is from the annotation of a GenBank genome assembly. Lineage: Eukaryota; Metazoa; Arthropoda; Insecta; Lepidoptera; Pieridae.
AUGUACAAGCGUAUGUUCGUAAUAAUAUUAAUAUCAGUGCAAACUGAAUGCAGAAGUUAUACCAAAUAUGAAAAUAAUAAUCCCAUCGGUUUAGUUGACGCGAGUGACGGUGAUGAGUUGAUUAUUGAUGAACUUAAAAAUGAUGAUACUGGAUAUGACACGGCGCGUUUAAGAGAUAAUGAAUUGAUUCGUAUCAGGAGGCAAAACGAUGAUGACGAAUUUGAUGACGAUGAAGGAGGCUAUGUAUUACUGCCUGGUAAAAAGAACGAUCAAGACUUCGGUUGGAAUGUGGAAAGUUGUCCUGAGGGGAAGAUCAGGGCACCCUGGGGAAAGUGUGUUACGUGUGCAGAGUACAUGGAAAAACUAAAAAAGAAAGGACCUGGCUGUUAA